GCAUGGGAGGUGCUAAGAUCCAAGACGUCAAGAGGAAAGUCAAGCAAGAAGUGCAAGAAAUGGAAGAGAGAAGCCUGCUAGUUGUCCAAGGAGGAGGCAACAACUUAGUAGAGGCAGGUGCUGAAGACACAGUAAAGGAAGUGAUAGAAGCAGUGAGGGCAGCAGAAGAGAUGAUGAUGUGUGUGGCUGUGGUGGGGGUCCUGCAGCGCCCACGGGAAGGAGUGCAGCAUGAGAAGGUCAGAAGAGAAAUAGAACCGCAAGAUAUGCAUGGAACUCAUGAAGGUCAAGAUGGAAUGGAUGACAGAGAAGAAGGGCAACAUGAGCUUCCUGGACAUGGAUGGGAUCCUCGACCAGGACAAAUUCUUCGGGAGAGACGGGGUCCACCUCAACCACAACGAAUGAGAGGCGAGGACGUCGACUGGCCGAGUGGAUGAGGGCGAGGCAGGUGUGUUGUGUGGACGACGCAUGACGAGGAGGACCCACUGAUGUCAGCAAACAUGGAAGAAAAGAGACUAACCAGGCACCGAGAGAGGACUGGAACGGGUGGAGCCUAUUUUGAAGUUCCACGUGGGAUCAACUCUCCUCCACUGGGCGGCAUCGAAGGGUUACGAUGACCUGGUGGUUGACCUCCUUGUUCGGGGCUUGUCUGUGGAUGCUUGUGAUCGGUUGGGCCGCACUCCACUGGGGCUGGCCACCUUUGCCGGCCACACUAGUAUUGUCAACACCCUGCUGCAGGAGAACGCCUCUCUUUCUGCUGAAGACAAGGACUGGAGGAUAAUAUCUCGUGAGGAGGUUGGUCUCUGCAUAGUUCGGGUCAUUGAAGAAACUGCCGUGUGUUCUCUUGACGCGGCCAGGUCAGACGGCUUCACCCUGCUCCACCUGGCUGCCCAGCAAGGCUACCCGAACAUGAUGCAUCGGCUUCUGUCCCUGAAGGUAUCACCAGACGUACGCAACAACCAAGGCGAAACCCCGCUGUUUGUCGCGAUCCGGAACAACCAGCUGGCCUGCGUUCAACAGCUGAUUAAUGCUGGCACACGUCUGAACCUCGUCGACAACCGCGGGGGGUCAGCUCUGCACAUGGCGGCCAAGAACGGAAAUGUGACGGUAAUUGAUAUGCUCCUGACGACGUCGUAGCUGGAGGAGGAGCGGAACGUUGAUAUUAACCGCUGCAAUAAGAUCGGUUAUAUGCCUGUUUACUACGCCAUCAAUGCCAGCAGGUACGACAUUGUGCAGCGGUUCCUCGAGUACAGCCUGGUCCGCAAGGUGCAUUGCAAGGCGACAAACGGCGAAACACUCCUGCAAUUUUACACCGAACGGAACAACUUGGGGCAGUACGACAACGCAGUGGUGUGCGUGCUGGAGUGCGAGAAGCUCCUGCACUCAACCAAGCCUAGCGCGGAGAUGUGUCUUCGCGUGCAACUGGGAACGACAGAGGCCAGUUCGAAGGCCCGCGCUCAGCUGCAGGCCAUGUACGAGUCGACGAGAGCACAACGCCACUGCUGGAAUUUUUGGUUCUUUCUCUCUUGUUUUCUGCUUCCGUCGGUUUUUUACUACCUAGACGUGUACACCGACAUUCUGCUGGCGGUGGAGUACCAUCAAGAUUACCUGAAGAGCAUCAAUGACUCCGAUGUGGUGGGGACGAGGAACAUGACGAGUGCUAAUCAUUCGCUGUCCGAGGAGAUGGUGGUGCUGGUGGAUGGCGAGGAGGAGGAAGCAGAAGGAUUCCUCGCCAACCUAACAGACAACCCAGACAAGAUCAAUUUCCUAUUCACCGUUUUCUUCAUCCUGUUGCCAAUUACCCUGUUGUCCACUUGGAAUCUGUACAUUCAUGUGACGCAGCAAGAUAUCCUUCCCAUUUUCAAACUGCUACCUUCGUUUUUGCGUGUAUCGUUGUAAACGCUCAUAUUUCUCACCCCCCUGGCCCUCGUCAUGGCGUACCUCGAAAAUACUUACGCGCAGAUGAAGCACAUGAACGUCACAGUGCGUCAGAUGCAGGAGGUUGGGGUGGACUCGAAAUCGUACAACAGCUUCCCCCCCCACGGGCCUACCAAGACCUACCAGCACCACAUGAGGGACAUGGAGAUCAGAAAAUAUUAUGACCUUAAGCAUGUCGCGCAGAUGAGGGUCGCAAUCACCAACGUCAUGGAGGCCACACUCGAGUCGGCCUUUCAGUUAAUUCUGCAGCUGUAUAUCGUUGGGACGCAUUACACUGAGUUGGACCAGGUUAAGGACGUGACACUGGGCAGCAUCCUGUCUUUGUCACCACUGGGCCACAACACACAGCUCUCCAAACAGGUGUUCUCUGUCCUCAUCUCCCUUGUGUCCCUCACCUGGUCCUUCACAUCCUACCACAGGUUCUCCAAACUCGGAGGGCUGACUAUUUUAAACGCACUGCCCCUCCUGUUCGCAAUAUUCUUCCAGGUGGUGUCCCGCGCCAUCGCCUAUACAGUGUUCACCCUGGCACACACGUGGAAGGUGUUUGUGGUGUUGGGUGUACACUUUGUGGUGGUGCUGGUGUUUAAACUCAAGCUGGAGGAGAGUUCAGUGUUGCCAGUACGCACACCGUUUUACUGUUGCCAGUGUUUUUUCAUGUACCUGCGUCCAUAUUUCUACGUUUUCCUUGGCACCAUUGCUUCUACGCUAGUGUACUUCAGGUUGGAGAGGCCCUCGGCUGUCAAAAAGCAGAGGGCGCGUCGUCAUUCAACCGUAGUGAUACAGGUGUUGUUUUUAGUCCUAGCCUUCAUCGAGAACCUAGUGAUGCUUGCCUUGGGGAUCUGCUGGCUGGACGACAAAUACUUUCAUCAUACGACACUUAAAUACGACACUUUCAUCAUAAUUUCUGCUGUCCUGUGUGCCAUCAGCUACCUCACUGGCGUUAUACUACAUGCUGUGUACUAUAGCUGCUUCGGCCAUCCAUGGGUGGACAUCAACGGACCAUCAGUGCACUGGGACGCAGACGAGGGGACCCUGGUAUUAUCAUAUUACCAGCAAGGCAAGGGAAAGCUGGAAAAUGGCACAGAAUUCGACAGCAGUUACCCUCGAGGACAACCCCUGACCUUCACGCUGGGGUCAGGUCAGGUCAUCCGAGGCUGGGACCAGGGACUGAUUGGGGUUUCUGUUCCCCUGCACCACCAUUGAGGAGGAGAAGCGGGUGUGUUCGGGAGGCAAGAGGAAGCUGUUCUGUAAGGAUUUUGUCAACAAUGGAGAAAUAUUGUGUCUCUUGGCCACUGCCUCUGCCCUUCUUGUCAUUCUUUCCCUGGUAAGUGGUGAUGGUCUUUUGUUGGUCUCUCUCUCUCUCUCUCUCUCUCUCUCUCUCUCUUGUGUGUGUUAUUUUAUUUAUUUAUUUAAUUUCUUUUACCUGAAGGUUAACACUUUCUCAUACUGGUGUUAGGUUCAUCAGUCAGUCUUUUUUUUUUUUUUUUUGUUUAUUCAUGCAUUUAUUAUACCAGAUUAGGGUGUUCCCAGUAGUACUCUCUCUCUCUCUCUCUCUCUCUCUCUCUCUCUCUCUCUCUCUCUCUCUCUCUCUCU
Molecule: messenger RNA, 3528 nt
Organism: Scylla paramamosain (green mud crab)
Lineage: Eukaryota; Metazoa; Arthropoda; Malacostraca; Decapoda; Portunidae
Cellular component (GO): membrane
Molecular function (GO): peptidyl-prolyl cis-trans isomerase activity
Source: RefSeq, a predicted model, not a curated record